Neopelma chrysocephalum (saffron-crested tyrant-manakin) is the source of this 871-nucleotide messenger RNA. It is a transcript of the gene N4BP2L1, whose product is annotated as NEDD4 binding protein 2 like 1. NCBI's taxonomy places the organism in Eukaryota, Metazoa, Chordata, Aves, Passeriformes, Pipridae. The transcript is spliced from 5 exons. The record is from RefSeq and is a predicted model, not a curated record. Bases 1 to 642 code for a protein of 213 amino acids.
AUGGACGAGCGGCUGCUCCGCGCCCUCGGGGGUCUCAGCCUGGGGCCCCAGAGGGGCCGCGGCGGCGGGAGGCUGGUGCUGCUGCGAGGGCUGCCGGGCGCCGGGAAGAGCACCCUGGCCAGACAACUGAAACGUGACUAUCCCAGUGCUGUAGUUCUUAGUACUGAUGACUUCUUCAUUGAAAAUGGUGUAUACAUGUUUGAGCCUGACUUCCUAGAGGAUGCACACAAAUGGAAUCAAAAAAGAGCACGCAAAGCAAUGAAGAAUGGGAAAAGCCCGGUUAUUAUUGACAAUACCAACAUCCAUGCUUGGGAAAUGAAGCCGUAUGUGAUAAUGGCACGUGAAAAUAGAUAUGAAGUUACGUUCCAAGAACCAGAUACACCCUGGAAGUUCAAUGUUCGAGAACUGACAAGAAGAAAUAUUCAUCAUGUCCCUCGGGAAAAGAUACAACGGAUGAAAGAACAAUACGAGCACAAUGUUACCUUCCACAGUGUUCUUCACUCUGAAAAACCAAGCAGAGAUGAGGGAAGCUACAGUGGACCAAAUGCAUCUUAUGGCAUGGGUACCCAUUCCAAUCCUCUUUCAGACUUCUCAAGGAGAAGACCUCACAUGACACGUCCAAACAACAUGACAUUUAACUGAAGAGGUGAUUCCUUGGUGUGUUUUAAUUAUCAGGGUAUAAAAGACUCUAGUUUUAAAUUUUUUCUAAACUGUUUGUGUUUUUCUACUACAUUUCUAAAUUACUUUUAUUUCUUACAAAUCUUUAAAUGGCAUUGGUCUGUGAUCUCACAGCUCUACAUGACCAAUCUAAGAACACUGUCCCCAGUACAAACUGUACUCCCUCUCAUCCCUCUUCCACCAGGAAAAUCCA